AUGCUCACCAUCCGCUGCGUGAUCCCCUCACUCUACCUGCUCAUCAUCAGCGUGGGCUUACUGGGUAACAUCACCCUCAUGAAGAUCUUCAUCUCAAGCAGUGCCAUGAGGAGUGUGCCCAACAUCUUCAUCUCCAGCCUUGCUGCUGGUGACCUACUGCUGCUGGUGACCUGCGUGCCUGUGGAUGCCUCCCGAUACUUCUCUGAGGAGUGGCUCUUUGGGGAGGUGGGCUGCAAGCUCAUCCCUGUCAUCCAGCUCACCUCCGUUGGUGUCUCUGUCUUCACUCUCACUGCCCUCAGUGCUGACAGGUACAAAGCAAUUGUAAAUCCCAUGGACAUCCAAACAUCUAGUGCAGUGCUAUGGACCUGUGUUAAAGCCGUUGCCAUUUGGAUAAUCUCCAUGCUCCUGGCAGUUCCUGAAGCAGUCUUCUCCGAACUGGCCCACAUCUAUGACAGGGACAAUGCCACUUUCACAGCAUGCAUACCAUACCCCAUGACGAAUGACAUACACCCAAAGAUCCAUUCUGUGCUGAUUUUCUUAGUGUAUUUCCUUAUCCCUCUUUCCAUUAUUAGUAUCUACUACUAUCAUAUUGCAAAGACUUUAAUAAAAAGUGCUCACAACAUCCCUGGAGAAUACAGUGAACAUUCCAAAAGACAGAUGGAAACUCGUAAACGUCUGGCAAAAAUAGUUCUCGUUUUUGUUGGCUUCUUUGCUAUCUGUUGGUUUCCUAACCAUGUGCUAUACAUGUACCGAUCCUUUAAUCACAAUGAGAUUGAUUCGUCGAUAGGACAUAUGGUCAUCACCCUAGUGGCCCGAGUCCUAAGCUUCUGCAACUCUUGUGUCAACCCAUUUGCACUCUAUUUGCUCAGUGAGAGUUUUAGAAGACAUUUCAACAGCCAGCUUUGCUGCGGGAGGAAAUCUCAGCAACAGAGAUCUGCCAGUUACUUGCGCAACUCUUCUGCCAUUCAAAUGACUUCCCUGAAAAGCAAUAACAGGAACACAGUGACUAGCAUGACACUCCUGAAUGGGCACAACUUCAAACAAGAAAUGUCAUUAUGA
Molecule: messenger RNA, 1059 nt
Organism: Struthio camelus australis
Lineage: Eukaryota; Metazoa; Chordata; Aves; Struthioniformes; Struthionidae
Gene: NMBR
Product: neuromedin B receptor
Biological process (GO): bombesin receptor signaling pathway
Cellular component (GO): plasma membrane
Molecular function (GO): bombesin receptor activity
Source: RefSeq, a predicted model, not a curated record